AUGCCUGCUCAAGAACUCGACGGGCCGAACCCGCCUCCCGAUGCGUCGCUCUUGCCUGACGAGCUCCUGAGCCUCAGCGUCAAACUCGAUCUCAAUGGCGUUCUCUCUCCCGAGGAGUUGAAGGCCAUUCAGAAUUUCCGUCGCGCCGCAAACUACAUCGCCGCAGCGAUGAUCUUCCUCAAGGAUAAUGCACUUCUCGAGCGCCCCUUAUCACCUGAUGAUAUCAAGAACCGCUUGCUAGGACACUGGGGAACCUGUCCCGGCCUUAUCCUCGUCUACACGCACCUUAACCGCCUCAUCCGCAAGCUUGAUCUCGACGCCUUAUAUAUCGUUGGUCCUGGCCAUGGCGCACCGGCCAUCCUCUCUUGCCUCUGGCUAGAGAACUCGCUCGCACCAUUCAUGCCCGACUACACCCGGGAUAAGGCUGGUCUUGAGAAGCUCAUCUACGCCUUCUCUGUUCCCGGUGGCUUCCCCAGUCACGUCAAUGCCGAAACCCCUGGUGCCGUCCACGAAGGUGGCGAGCUCGGCUACGCAUUGAGUGUCGCAUUCGGUACCGUUAUGGAUAAGCCCGACCUCAUUGUGGCUUGCGUUGUCGGUGACGGCGAGGCAGAGACUGGCCCUACAGCUACCGCGUGGCAUGGCUACAAGUACAUCGACCCCAAAGAGUCCGGUGCUGUCAUCCCCAUCGUGCACGUCAACGGCUUCAAGAUCUCCGAGCGUACCAUCUACGGCACGAUGGACGACAAGGAGAUGCUUGCUCUCUUCACCGGUUACGGAUACCAAGUACGCUUCGUCGAGGACCUUGACAACAUCGACGCAGAUCUUGCCGCGUCUAUGGAAUGGGCCGUCACCGAGAUCAAGAAGAUCCAACACGCCGCACGCUCGGGGAACCCCAUCGUUAAGCCCCGCUGGCCAGUCCUCAUUAUGCGCACGCCCAAGGGUUGGGGUGGCCCGAAGUCCUUCCACGGCGAGCUCAUCGAAGGCUCUUUCCACUCGCAUCAAGUACCACUGCCCGAGGCGAAGUCGAACCACGAACAACUCUCCGCCCUUGGCCAAUGGCUCAACUCCUACAAGCCCAAGGAGCUUUUCACCGAGACUGGCGAGCCGACGCAGGAGAUACUCUCCAUUGUUCCCGAGUCGAACGCAAAGAAGCUCGGUCAGCGUGUCGAGGCGAAUGGCGGCUAUAUCCCGCUUGACGUACCGCAUUGGGAACGCUCAGCCGUGGAGAAGGGCUCGCAACAGAGCUGCAUGAAGGUCGUCGGCGAGUUCUUGCACGAUGUGAUCGAGCGCAACCCCAAGAGCUUCCGUCUUUUCUCGCCCGAUGAGCUCGUCUCGAACAAGCUCGAUGCCGUUCUGCGCGACUCUGGCCGCAACAUGCAGUGGGAUAAGGCGAGCCGCGGGCAAGGCGGUCGUGUCGUUGAGAUCCUCUCGGAGCAUACCUGCCAGGGUAUGCUCCAGGGUUACACGCUCACUGGCCGUACUGGCUUGUUCCCCAGUUACGAAGCGUUCCUGGGUAUCGUCGCUACUAUGAUGGUCCAGUACAGUAAGUUCGUCAAGAUGGGUCGCGAGACGACGUGGCGCCAGCCCGUCGGUAGCUUGAACUACAUUGAGACGUCCACCUGGACUCGCCAGGAGCAUAACGGCUUCUCGCACCAGAACCCGGCCUUCAUCGGUUCGGUUCUUAACCUCCGUCCGGAGGCGGCGCGUGUGUACCUGCCACCCGAUGCGAACUGCUUCCUCUCGACGGUUGCACACUGCCUUCGCGCGAAGAACUACGUUAACUUGAUGGUCGGUUCGAAACAGCCCACGCCCGUCUGGCUCUCUGCCGAGGAGGCCGAUGCGCACUGCAUCGCAGGUGCUAGCGUGUGGAAGUUCGCGUCAACGGAGCAAGGUGUCAACCCUGACGUUGUUCUCGUCGGUAUCGGCGUAGAAGUCACUUUCGAGGUCAUCGCCGCCGCCGCAUUGCUCCGCAAGACGUGCCCCGACUUGCGCGUCCGCAUUGUCAACGUCACCGACUUGAUGAUCCUCGGACCGUAUGCCUCGCAUCCUCAUGCAUUACAAGACAACGACUUCGACGCGCUCUUCACCGCUGACCGCCCCGUCAUCGUCAACUACCACGGCUACCCGAUUGAGCUUCGCGGCUUGCUCUUCGGUCGCCCGAACCUCGGCCGUUUCAAGAUCGAGGGUUAUCGUGAGGAGGGUACGACGACGAGUCCGUUCGACAUGAUGCUCAGCAAUCAUACCGAUCGUUAUCACAUUGCGGCGGAGGCUGUUCGUGGUGGCGCGCUUCACAACCCGAAGGUGCAGAUCAUCGCUCAGCUCCGCGCCGCUGAGUACUUGCAUGCUGUGGCGAAGGACAAGGAGUUCAUCCUCGAGAACGGCAAGGACCCGGAGGGUACCUUCGACACGCCGACGUUCGCGUAG
Peniophora sp. CBMAI 1063 is the source of this 2424-nucleotide messenger RNA. NCBI's taxonomy places the organism in Eukaryota, Fungi, Basidiomycota, Agaricomycetes, Russulales, Peniophoraceae. The record is from the annotation of a GenBank genome assembly.